This is a messenger RNA of Acaulospora morrowiae, 498 nucleotides long. Lineage: Eukaryota; Fungi; Glomeromycota; Glomeromycetes; Diversisporales; Acaulosporaceae. The record is from the annotation of a GenBank genome assembly.
AUGGCCUUCGAUUUACGCUGUAUUUCUCUAAAUAUCUUGCGUGUACUGUCCAUAAUUUCACUGAUGCUGGUCAUCGCAACUUGCAUGAUAGUAAAUGUAAAAGGGUUCCCCGGGCUCGGACAAAGCAACACUCUCUUUCAGUUCAUGAAUCGUAUUGUAAUCGCCAUAUGGGCAUUGGUCCUUAUACUUUCUGAGAUUGGAUGGCCGAGGAGAAUUUACACGUGGUUCCCAAUGUUAGAUGAAACUCAUAGUUGGACUUGCUUCGGCCUAUUACAAAUGAUAAUAGGAUCAUUAAUUCUUGGCUAUGAUAGCGGAAUUAACAGUAUUGACUUCUUGGGCUACAGCCUAUUCGAGUUCAUCAUAGUACCAGGCUGGUUCGUGUUCGUAAUUGGAAUAAUCUAUGUGUUCCUUGGAGCAUUCGGAGGUACUUCCUUAAAGGCGGAUCGACGGAUUACCAUGAGCUCGGAAAAAACACCUCCCCCGUCUUACACUGUGUGA